GCUUAUUUACCAACAUGUGCAUCAGAAUUUAAUGUUAUUGUUGAAGGUAUACGUGGUACAUCAUUUACAGGUGAUAUAGCUUUAGAUGAUUUUCGUUUUGAACAAUGUUAUGAAGAACCUCCAUUACCAACAUGUGCACAAGCUGUUGGAGAUCCAAAUCAAUUUAUGUGUCAAAGCAAACAUUGUAUACCACAAGCAAAUAAAUGUGAUUAUGAAUUAGAUUGUUGUGAUGGUAGUGAUGAAGAAAAUAUUGCAUGUUAUGACUAUCAAAGAUGUGAUUUUGAAACAGAUUCCUGUUCAUGGGAACCAUCAUCUGGUAGCGAAAUAGAAUGGGAAAGAUAUCGUGUUACUGCAAUGCCAUAUAGUCGACGACCACCAUAUGAUCAUACAACACGUAGUCAACUUGGUCACUAUUUACAAUUACGUUUGAAUUCAACAACACAAAGAGAUACAUUAGCAACCGUAUCAAAUUAUCUCGGAGUAGCAGCACAACAAGGAUGUAUAAUGCGUUUUUGGAUUUAUUUUAAAUCUUCUAAUAAUGGACAAUUAGUUGUUGGUUAUCGAUAUGCUAUUGGAGAUGAUAUAAGACCUUUAUCAUUUUCAAGUUAUCAAUCAUGUCAAACAAAUGCAACACAAUGUUCAUGGCAACGUAUCGAUGUUUUACUAAGUAGUAUUUUAACGCAACCAACUGAAAUUAUGAUUGGUGUAAGGACUGGUGCUGAUCGUGAUGGAAUUAUGGCAAUAGAUGAUGUAACAUAUACACCACAAUGUGUUAAAUAUAAUGGAACAAUACCAACACGACCUACAACAACAACUUCAACACCAACACCAUAUACAGGUCCACCAACAACAACUUCUACAUCAACACCAUACACUGGUCCACCAACAACUACAACAACAACACCGAUGGGAAUGACUACAACACAAGGUAUAGCAACGACAACUAGUACCGGUAGAAUGACUACAACUAAAGAUGCAGGUGAAAAACCACCAACGAAGAGUAAUUUGGGUCCUAUUUUGGGUGGAAUAUUUGGUGGAAUUGCUCUCAUUGCUUUAAUUAUUAUUGGAUAUAUUUACUGUUUACCAAAAAUACGUGCAGCUAGAGAUACAAAUGCAAGUGAUCGAUUACUUGCUUCAUUACCUAUUGGACCAAUUACUAAUCCUGCUUACAGUGAAACUGCAACAUCUGAUGCAUAA
Molecule: messenger RNA, 1197 nt
Organism: Rotaria sordida
Lineage: Eukaryota; Metazoa; Rotifera; Eurotatoria; Philodinida; Philodinidae
Source: the annotation of a GenBank genome assembly